Messenger RNA from Eleginops maclovinus (Patagonian blennie), 1400 nucleotides. Its product is annotated as tripartite motif-containing protein 16-like. NCBI's taxonomy places the organism in Eukaryota, Metazoa, Chordata, Actinopteri, Perciformes, Eleginopidae. Gene Ontology annotation, molecular function: zinc ion binding. The transcript has a single exon. The record is from RefSeq and is a predicted model, not a curated record. Bases 1 to 1296 code for a protein of 431 amino acids.
AUGUCUGACAAUCUACCAAAGGACGUUCAAGUUAUCCUCUGCGACAUGUGCACAGAGGAGGACAGGAAACCAGCACGGAAGACCUGCAUGAAAUGUGAGAUCUCCAUGUGUGUCCAGCACCUCCAGAUCCAUCUGACCACUCCUGUGUUACUACAAACCCAUCCUCUGACCGAACCAAUGGCGUUAUCUGGUACUACUAAAUGCCCCCAACAUGGCAAACUCCUGGAGUACUACUGCUUGGAUGACAUGACCUGUGUGUGUGUUUCCUGCGCCAUUGAAGACCAGCACCGCAUUCACAACAUGAAGACGUUCACCACGGCCCACAAGGAGCUCACAGAGAAGCUGAACGCAGAGCAGCAGGGUCUACUGGUGAAAACCGAUGAUGUGAAUGUGAGUUUGGAGAAGUGGGAGAAGAGUGAAAGAGAGAAAAUUAGUGGCUCCAGUGUGCGUCUCGUUGAAGCUGUGACCAGCCUGCGUGAUAUCGCCCUGACCAGCGUCCAGAGUUCAGUCUCUGCCCGUAUGGUGUCCAUCAAAACCAGCAAGAGCAGCAUACAAGCAGCACAGACGGAGAAGGACACCUUCAGAUUCCUGCAGAUGUAUUCUCAGGUGCAUCAGGAUGUGGAGAAGGCCAAGGCUGCGGAUCUGAGAAAAGGGUUGGAGCCUGGCAGUGACCGAGACAAACUGGUUCAGGAGAUAAGAGAGAAUGGUGAAAAAAUGGUGAAGCAAGCCAGCCACUUCUGGGGAUCCCUGUUGACCCUGGUUGACCCAGAGAACCAUCAGGAGCUCAUUGCUACUGGUUCAGACCUGAUCUUUGACCCCCAGAUUUUCGGCCGUGGCAUGUCACUUUCCAAAGACAAAAGGAAGGUUUUCAACAGCAGUUCGCAAGAGCAAUGUGCUGCCACUCUUCUGAUCGGUAGCACCCUGCCAACUCCAAACUUCCAGAGGUGGAUGGUCAGUUUUUCCCAGGACUCUGACUGGACUGUUGGUUUAUGUGACAAACAGUCUGCUAAAGACUUACUGAAUGGACCGGUCUAUGGUCUGUGCUGCCAAGAUGGUAAGCUCAGCUCUCUCACAACAGAGAAUGAGGAUUCUUCUGAUGCGUCAGUCAGUUUCACAGGGCUGCAGACACCGACCAGAACCAGAGAAACGGAAAAAACACAGACGUUUUCUCUGCAAUACUCACACAAAGUGGAGAUGAGGCACCACGCCCUGAAGCAGUGGAAGUGUAUUGGAACUUUGUUGCCUCCUCGCUGUCCUUCUUCAGCAGAACUGGACAGCACCAGAGGGAAGAAAUAAUAACAAUAAAGGCGAUCCCCAGCAACUGGGAGCUGGCACCCUUUGUAAAAGUAGGAAACAAAAACGCCCCAAAUAUCCAACAGAACCCAUGGCUAUGCACAUGU